AACAAGUUGGUUUAUGGUUCGUUCGUUUUGGUUUUGCUGUCGGACGGUCGUUAUCUACAUUUAAUAAAUUUGUUUUCUAAAUCAGUACCACCUAUUAUGUCCACUGCUAUCUAGUAUAAUAUAUUUUUUAAAGUGGGUGGGUUAGGAACAAAGUGUAUUUACAUCGAUGUAGUGAAUAGUGAUGGUAUUUACUCAGUGAGAGUUUUGAAAAUGGAGGUCUCUAACAACACCGACGCCGUCAACCUUGGCGUUGGUGAAGUAGAAGCAGAAAUUGGCGAAGAAUUAAAACAAUUGGAAGAAGGGAAGGACUUCGAUACUCGAAGUGAAGUGUCAAGCUCCUCAUCAAGCGAGUCGAGCACACCAAGUAUAAGCACAGUUAGUACGAAAUCAAAAGAAAGACGCGCAAAUCGUAAACGAACGAAAUCUGCAAGCCAUUCCCCUAUACAAAGUAAACGAAGAAGUGUGACUAGCUCCAACAACAAAAUAAAAACGUAUGAUUAUAUGACAAAAUUGAAUUACUUAUUUAGAGACACACGUUUUUUCUUGAUAAAGUCAAACAAUGCAGAAAAUAUAACAUUGUCUAAAGCUAAAGGUGUUUGGUCUACUUUACCACAGAAUGAAGCAAAUUUGAAUCAGGCAUACCGAGAAUCCAGAAAUGUUUUAUUAAUAUUUUCAGUCAAAGAAAGUGGUAAGUUUGCAGGUUUCGCCCGACUGGGAAGUGAGUCCCGACGCGAUGUUCCACCAAUAUCUUGGGUCUUGCCACCCGGGCUUUCGGCUAAAGUAUUGGAUGGCGUAUUUAAAGUUGACUGGAUAUGUCGUAAAGAAUUGCCUUUUAGCAGUACUUUGCAUUUAUAUAACCCAUGGAAUGAGGGAAAACCAGUCAAAAUCGGCAGAGAUGGCCAAGAAAUUGAACCUAAAGUUGCAGAGGAGUUAUGCCGUUUGUUUCCAGAAGACGAAGGUAUUGAAAUGACUCCUAUUUUGAGAAAGUCUAAAGAAUCAUCUAAAAAAGGAUAUUUGAAAAGUGGAGGGAGCUACAGAACUUAUCGAGCACCAUUGUCUUCUAGAGGUUCAAACUUUAGAAAUAGAUUGAACGCUGCAUCACGAAGUAGAAGAAAAAUGUUCAUGCCUCCAAGAAAUAGAUUGGGUGGUAAUUCAUACAAAAGAAGAUCUCCAUCUCCUUAUUUGAGGGAUAGGAUUCCAGGGUGGUUUGCUCGAGGUCGAGACGGCUACAGUAGCAGCGGAUCAGCUGCUGCAGAGGCUUAUGUGGCUGAGUAUAUGCGUUCUAUGCAACACCAACUUCCACCAUUGCCAUAUGUACCUCCUCCUGGAUUCAGUGGGGCAUUGUCAUCCUUUGAUGGAUUGCCACCACCACCACCUCCUCCACCACGCUAUUAUGAGAUGGCUGAUUAUCCUCGAUCAGUACUAAUGUAUGAUAAAAGGUCAUAUGAACGAUCUGUUGAUGAGUUUCUGUGGCGUACAUCAGAUCGCUCACAUGAACGAAGUCGUGAUCGUGAUUCACAUAGAUCUUAUCGAGAUCGACGAUAGAACUGUAUAUUUGACCACCGAUGUAUUAAUUAUUUGAUGCUAAUAAAAAAUUGUGUUUUAACUUUGAACUUUAUUGAAUCAUGAAAAGUGUUGUGAUGAACCUUUAUAAACUGUUAGACAUGUGUUUAUUUGGACUAAUCUUAUCAAAGUGAAACUGCAGCAUCAAGUAUGUCAUAAGUCAUGCAUUUCAAGUGACUGACAGAGUGACAGAGUCUAUGCUAUUGUAUUAGGGUGCUGCUUGUGAAACAUGUCAUUCAUGUUACCUGUGUAUUUUAUGCAGUGAUGGAGCAAUUGUUAGAAUUAUUUGUGCAACACAUAAAUGUUGUGUGAUAUCUGUGAUAUAUUUCCACCUAUUUUUACUUUUUAUAAAAUUUAAAUUAUACACAAAGUUAGACCAAAGAAGAAAUAGAUCCCAAAAUUAAUUUUAUAA
Plodia interpunctella (Indianmeal moth) is the source of this 1975-nucleotide messenger RNA. It is a transcript of the gene Ythdc1, whose product is annotated as YTH domain containing 1. Lineage: Eukaryota; Metazoa; Arthropoda; Insecta; Lepidoptera; Pyralidae. Gene Ontology annotation, molecular function: N6-methyladenosine-containing RNA reader activity; mRNA binding. The record is from RefSeq and is a predicted model, not a curated record. Gene Ontology annotation, cellular component: nucleoplasm. The coding region runs from base 211 to 1545 and encodes 444 amino acids. Gene Ontology annotation, biological process: regulation of alternative mRNA splicing, via spliceosome; mRNA splicing, via spliceosome. The transcript has a single exon.